Chroicocephalus ridibundus (black-headed gull) is the source of this 4270-nucleotide messenger RNA. It is a transcript of the gene PMS1, whose product is annotated as PMS1 homolog 1, mismatch repair system component. Gene Ontology annotation, biological process: mismatch repair. The record is from RefSeq and is a predicted model, not a curated record. Bases 695 to 4063 code for a protein of 1122 amino acids. The transcript has 13 exons. Gene Ontology annotation, cellular component: MutLalpha complex. Lineage: Eukaryota; Metazoa; Chordata; Aves; Charadriiformes; Laridae. Gene Ontology annotation, molecular function: ATP binding; ATP hydrolysis activity; ATP-dependent DNA damage sensor activity.
ACAAUUUUCCCCAUUUCCCAUUCAUGUAACGGCUAACGAAGAAUUCUACAUAUAGCAAUUGCCCAGCUACCUACUGCUAGAAAGAACAAAUAAGGACUAAUUUAUGCCUGCCUCUCUUGCAGCAGAGCCCAGAUUUCAGAUUUUCCUCCUCUCCCCACCUGUUAGUUUUCAGGCAGACAUUUCUGUCUUUCAAGUCUGGCUGAAAUUAGCCAACGGGUUCAAAAGUUCUCACAUUGACAGACAUAUGCAGAGAUAGAACAGUUUCAUAACGCUGAUUUCUGCAGGAGAUUGACAGAACUUACUUGAAGUGACUCACUUGGCCUGUUGUACUAAAAUUCACGAUAAUUAAAAAAACCUCAUUGCACGCUGCAUAUUCACAUGAUCUGUAAAACUAUUUAUAUUCAUUUAUGAGUCCGGGAUGGAGUUUUUCUGACUUCCUUCUAAGUCAGUCAACAAUGGUGUUGUUUAACCAGAAUAAAUAGUUUGCUUUUGGUAGGAAGCUUGUCUCUGAUACUUGCCGAGUGCUGUAAAGCACUGUAACACCUAAGUAUUUUGUAAUGUUAAGUAAGAGUAGGCUGCAGAAUAAAAAUAGAUGCGAUGAACCUGAAACCGAACCGGGGGCAAUGCUGAUUUUAAUCAGUACUUGCCGCGAAGUAUUUCAAAAGGUGCAUGAGGAGGGAGCACGGUACCCGAGAUGCGCGAAGCCAGGUCCUCCCUGCUUCCCUGCCUGCCGCCGCGGGAGGCGGCACGGCAGCUGAGCGAGUACCCAGACCUACAUCUUGGCACAGCCUACCGCCUCCUCCUGCCCCUUCCUCACGUUUCUCACUUAAUCCGAUGGGCACCUUCUCUCCGUUCCCCUGCGCCGCCCCCCCUCGCCGCCGGCAGCCCGGCCGCACCGAAGCGGCGGGACGCUGCGCCCGCCAAGACCCGCCGCAGGUCGCUCCCGCAGCAGCCGUGGCCUCCCCGGGGAGCCACCUCCCUUCCCGGCCGCCCACCCUGCGAGCAGACCCCCUCCCGCCGCCGCUCGCCUCAGGGCCCGGCCCAGCAGCCACCGCCGCCGGGCGCCUCGAGGCCUGCUAGCAAGUACCGGCAGGCGGCCGAUAGCGGCAGCCCAGCUCUCCCGCCCAUCCUCCGCCUCCCCAGCGCCACCCCACCUUUCCACCGGCCCGGGCGCCGCCGGCCGCGCUGUGGCCACAGCCCCCGAGGAGCAGGAGCGGAGGCGCGGGCUGCCAGCCGCAGCUUCUUUGAAUCUUACUCCACUAUGAAACAGCUGCCAGCAGAAACUAUUCGUCUCCUUUCAAGUUCUCAGGUGAUCACAUCAGUUGUCAGCGUGGUGAAGGAGCUUAUAGAAAAUUCCUUGGAUGCCAGUGCCACAAAUAUUGAUAUUAAACUGGAGAAUUAUGGGUUUAACAAAAUAGAAGUAAGAGACAAUGGCAGUGGAAUCAAGGUUGCUGAUGUGCCAGUUAUGGCAAUUAAACACUACACCUCAAAAAUAAGCUCUUCUGAGGACCUUGAAAGGUUGACAACAUACGGUUUCCGUGGGGAGGCUUUGGGAUCAAUUUGCUGCAUAUCAGAGGUUUUGAUCACAACAAAGACAGCUGCCGAUGAUUUCAGCACUCAGUAUGCUUUGGAUAGCAAUGGGCAUGUAACUUCUAAAAAGCCUUCCCAUCUUGGGCAAGGUACUACAGUAACAGUCCUGAAGCUGUUUAAGAAUCUUCCUGUAAGAAAGCAGUUUUACUCAACAACUAGAAAAUGUAAGGAAGAACUGAAAAAAGUCCAAGAUCUACUGGUAGCAUAUGGUAUCAUAAAACCAGACCUGAGGAUAACCUUAACGCAUAAUAAGGCAGUUAUUUGGCAGAAGACCAGGGUGUCGGAUCACAAAAUGGCCUGUAUGUCAGUUCUGGGAACAGCCGUUAUGGGCAGUAUGGUACCUUUUCAACACUGCUGUGAAGAUCCUGAGAUAAAUCUUUCUGGAUUUCUCCCAAAAGCUGAGUCAGACGCUUCUUUGACAAGUCUUUCAAGUUCAGAAAGGAGUUUCGUUUUUAUAAAUAAUCGUCCAGUUCAUCAGAAGGAAAUACUGAAGUUAAUUCGACAGUACUACAGUCUGGUGACGCACAAGGACUGUACUCGUUUAUAUCCAGUUUUCUUUUUGAAUAUUACUGUACCUGCCUCUGCUGUGGAUGUGAAUUUAACACCUGACAAAACUCAAGUUUUACUGCAUUAUAAGGAAUCUGUCUUACUUGCUGUUGAAAACGUGUUGAAAUCACUGUAUGGGCCACUACCUGCUACAGUCCCUGGUGAAAGUAAUAAAACAGAUGUUACCUCAGAAGACAUGUUUGUUUAUAGAACAGAACAAACAGAUGUGGUUGUUAAUGAAACGGGACCAUCUGGAAACGAUGAUGUACACGCUCAUACUUCAUUCCUUUCAUUCAGCAGUGAUGUGCAAAACUGUCAAGCAGGAAAAAACACAGAGAUCUGCUUAAAUCAUCAGACGUUUUGUGGUGAUAAUGUACAUAGUUGCCGGGACAAAAAAGAGGUUUCUAAGAGUGAUGCCUUCCCAGACAAUUCCUUAAGUUUAUUGUGUGAGGAGGAACAGAAUGGACAGAAUAUGACCGAUAUUCAAAGCAACAGUGUUCCCGUGGACCCCCAGUCGAAAAAAGCCGAUGAGCAUAUUUUGAGUUCUGAUAAUAUUGACGAAACAGAAAAAAAUGAGGAAGCUUUAGUCCCUAAAGACUUACCUGAAAUCUCUGCUGAUAAUUGGAGUAUGGGAAGUGGAUUUAAAAACCAUCUAGGAGACAACCUGGAACCUGUUAAGAUUUUGAUUCCUGAAGUUGGAGGAACAAGUAAUAAGCAAAAUGAACAUAGUGGUGAACAAAGCAAUGAUCCACAAAUCUCAAAUCAAAGCAUAAAGAAAAGAAAUGUGAUAAAUGAUAAAUUUGGACAUGUGACAGCUUAUGACUUAAUUAGUAGUAGAAUAAUAAGGAAACCAAAGUCUGCAAUUGGAUUUUUCACUCAAGAAUGUCGUCCAAAAUUGAUAACUGAUAAUCCAAAGACCAGCAUGGAGGACAUCCUUCUGAAAAUUGAAGAGCAGUGGAAGAAUUUGAAUGAAGAGGAAAAAAAGAAUUAUGAAAUAAAAGCUGCUAAAGACCUGGAACGGUACAACAGAGAGGUCAAGAAGGCUACGGGGCAGACAGUGCACCGACCAACAAAGGAGGCAGAAAAACAGAAACCCAAGCUGAAGAUUUCGCCAUCCGACCAGCAGAAGCUUGACAAGAUAUUUCAUGCUCAAACUGAAAAGAAGCGGAAACCUGAACAGCCUACGAAAAUUGUGACAGUGCCUUUUUCUCUGAGUUCCUGUAGAUGUCAGCUUCAGAGACAUGAGAAAAAUAAUUCAGAUGAACAGAAGCUUUUCCUGAUCCGUCGUCAGAGUUUUCCUGAUGUCUGGAUAUUUGCUACUGAAAAAAAGUUAAUGUUGCUGAAUCCAUAUAGAUUGGAAGAAGCCCUGCUACAUAAAAGGUUACUGAUGAAUCAUAAGCUUCCAGUAGAGAAACUGGACAAGCCAAUUGUGUUAAUGGACAGUCUCCUUGGUGGAUCUCAAUAUAUGGCUGCUCUUUAUAAAAUGCAGAAGGAUUACCAAAGUUUCAAUGGAUCAGGGUAUUUGUCAGAUCCAAGGCUUGUAGCAAAUGGAUUCCAGAUAAAAGUGAUAGAAGGUGCUUCAGCUACAGAAAGUCACCUGGAAAUAGAAGGGAUGGCAAAUUGUCUGCAAUAUUAUGGUAUUUCUGAUUUGAAAGAAAUUCUGAAUGCAGUAGUUCAUGGAAAUGCAAAGGAAGUACAUGAAUGUAGGCCUCUCAAAGUGAUAAAUUACUUGGAGGGAGAAGCAGUACGUUUAGCUCGGCAGCUGCCCUUACAUUUGUCAAAAGAAGAUGUGCAAAACACAAUUUACAGGAUGAAGCAACAGCUUGGAAAGGAAAAUAAAGGCUGUGUUCAUGGUCGUCCUUUUUUUCAUCAUUUAACAGAUAUUCCAGAAGUUGACAAGCACGGCUCCAUGGAAAUUACUCAGUAAAUGGAACAUUUUGUUUGGGAUCAUAUUUCUCUUGCUUAAUUUUGAUCAUUACUUUGUAAUUUCAGUAUGUUUUUUGCAAAGCUUUUGUAUAAUGACUUUUCAUUAUCAUAUGUUCACCUCCUAGAGACUUUUUUUUUAUUUAAAUUCAAAUGCUACUUGAAGAUUGGAAAUAAAUUAUGUAGAGAAACAACUUAUCUUUUUUUUUUU